GGGCCGGCCGGCCGGGCCCGUUGCGCCAAAAGGCGGCGGCCUUGCGGGAUUGCCUGGCCGAGGCGCCGCUGGAGGAGCUGCGGCCGGCGCUGGAGAGGGCGCUGGCGCUGCUGGAGAAGACGGACAGCUGGUGGGUGGCCUGGCUGGAGAAGGCGCUCUGGGCCGCCCCGCUGGAGGAGGCCGAGGCGGCCCGGAGGGAGGCGCAGGCCCUGAGCGCCGCCCUGCAGCAGGAGCCGCCGCCACCACCGCUGGCUGAGGAAGAGGAGGAGGAGGAGGAGGAGGCCGGGACGGCGGGGCUGCUGCCGCUGCUGCGCGCCCUGGAGGAGGGUGAGGGCACGGCGGCGGAGGGCGAGGUGGCCCCGCGCUGGCGCUCGCUGGAGGAGAUGCGCGACGCCCUGCAGAGCGCGCCCUUCGACGAGGUCUUCGCCCUGCUGAAGCAGCCGCGGGCGCUGCGCCAGGCGCUGCCGGGGAGUCCCGAGGAGCCGGGCGAGCUGCUGGCCAUGCUGGGGACACUGGACGAGGCCUUUGUGAGGGCCCAGCCUGACACCUGGCGGGAGCAGCUGAGUGCCCUGCGCAGCGGGCGCUGGGAGGAUGAGGCGGCGGCGCUGCUGGAGAAGGUCUGGGCGCUCAAGACGGAGGUCUUCCUCCUGGCCACCGACCUGGACCGCGAGGAGAAGGUGGCGGCGCUGGCCGAGGAGCUGCGGGCACUGCACGAGGCCGCCGCCACCACCCCGCUAGCCGACCGGGAGGCACUGCGGGAGAAGCUGGCGGCCCUGCGGGCGGCCCUCCAGGCCCUGCCUGUGCGGGAGGUGCUGCUGCUGCGAGCCAAGGCCAAGGCGCUGCGCCAGGCCGCCACCGACUUCUGGACGGAACCGCUGGCUGAGGCGGAUGCGCUGCUGGCCGAGGCGGACGGGCUGCGGGAGGCGCUGGCCGGCUCAGCCCUGCGAGAGCCGCUGUGGGCCAAGGCGGAGGAGCUGCGCGGGGCGCUGCGCGAGAUCGCCAAGAAGAAGAUCAGCGUGCUCUCCUACUACCUGUGGAACGUGCUCUGGAGCCCCCUCUGGAAGAAGGUGGGUGACAUGCAGCGGGCCCUCUGGAAGAUGCCGCGCAAGGAGGAGGGCGCCGUGCAGGAGAAGCUGGCCGACCUGGAGCACGCGCUGGACGAGAUCCUGGAGGACAACCUCAGCGGCCUUCCCCGCAUCCUCUACGCCCUGCCGGGCAUCGUGACGGCACUGCAGAAGAAGGUGCACGCGGUGCGCGAGAGCCUGCAGGAGACGCCGCCCGAGAUGGCCGUGGCCCUGCAGGGGAAGGUGGUGGCCAUGCAGGAGGAGCUCUGGAAGAUCCCCUUCAAGGAGGCGCACCUGAUGCAGGAGGACCUCAAGGCCUACUGCCUCGCCCUGCAGAGGAAGGUGGAGGCCUGGUGGGCGCGGCCCCCGGAGGAGGCAGCCCCGGCCAAGGCGCCCCCCAGGAUGGAGAGGUGGGACGGCGGCUGGACCAGGAGGGGCGCCCCCGAGCCAGCCGCUGCACCUGGGGAUGCUGAAGUUGGAGGAACCAAGCAGCCAGGCCUUUCCUCUCCGGCUCUCCCGGCGACACCUGGGGCGCCAAACCCCCCAGCCGGAGAAGCGGCACCCACUGUCGCGGCUGGGCGCUUCCAGUAUUUGGCGCUGCGAGCGAUCCCGCACUCCCAUUUCCAGCAGAGGAAGGACUGGUACGAGAACACCGACCAGGACCUGCGCGAUUAUGUGGUGCAGAGGCUGGUCCAUGCCAUCUUCCCCACUCCUGACUUGGCCCUCCUGAAGGAUCACCAGGUGGAGAAGGUGGUGUCCUACGCCAAGAAGGUGGAAGGGGACGUCUACCAGUCGACCAACCACUGGGACGUGUAUUGCUGCCUCAUUAUGGUGAAGCUCUUCAAAAUAGAGAAGGAACUGAGGGAGAAGAGGGCCCUCCGGGGCCACAAGCAAGGCAUCGCGGACGGCCAGGCCUCGCCCAGGGGACCAGCCCAGCCUGCAGUGCCUCUCGGCAGUCAGCUGGCCGCCCCGGAAGUGCCUCCGAGCCCCACCCAGGACCCCCCAGGUGUCCCUCCGCUGAACCCCAUGUCCAUUUGGACCAUCCAGACCUCUCCCGUUUCGCUGGACCCCCUGGUGGCCCCCCAGACAAGCCCGCCUGCUCAGACCCACGGCGAGGAAGCGGCUCCGGCGGUGCCUGCCACUUCCCCUUGGCUGCCUCAGCCCCAAAGUGCAACAAGGGCCUCUUUGGGCACCUUCCCGAGCCCUCCUCCGGCCCCCGGCCAGUUCCUGCCCCCGCAUCUGUUUCCUGCCCCACUCGGAGCUCUGGACGCCAGCCUGGGCAUCCUGGGGGAAUCGGCUCCACAGGACGGAGGAGCCCAGGGCCAGGACCCAGGCUCCCCCCUUUCUCACUCUGUGCCCGCCGUGGCCCUCCUGCCUCCUCACGCCUUGCCAGGGGCCCAGAGUCAAAGUGCAUCCUUGGGGCCGAUGGCGGCGGCAGCAGCAGCAGCACCGGGCCUGAGCCCGGAGCCCCCUUCCCAGCAGCAGCCCCACCCACCCUGCCCGAAGUCAGCUCCGGGCCCUGGCACCCUGGGGGACCCCCACUUUGGGACCAGAGAGGCUGCCUCCCACGGGCUGCUAG
Molecule: messenger RNA, 2643 nt
Organism: Pseudonaja textilis
Lineage: Eukaryota; Metazoa; Chordata; Lepidosauria; Squamata; Elapidae
Source: RefSeq, a predicted model, not a curated record